AUGGCUCCGUCGACUCCAAAGCUCUUCACGCCCGUGACUUUAGGCGGCAAGAACCCCAUCCAGCUCAAACACCGAGUGGCCAUGGCUCCUCUGACAAGACUUCGUACGGGAGCUGAAGGUGAACCCAAAUCCAUCGCCUCUGAGUCGUACCACCGACGGCGCGCCACCAGCAUGGAGGCGGUGACAAGCCACGCUGUCACUGCUGAGGGUCGUAAGGACCACGUGACACCGCGCGCUCUAGAAGCUGACGAGAUUCCUGGAAUUGUGGAGGACUACAAAACAGCGACGAAGAAUGCCCUCGCUGCAGGUUUUGACGGCGUGGAGCUGCACGCUGCUAACGGUUAUCUGCUGGAACAAUUCCUCUGCGACACGACCAACAAGCGUACCGACCAGUACGGUGGAUCGAUUGAGAACCGCGCGCGCUUUCUGUUGGAGGCGAUUGAAGGCAUCCUCUCUGUGGCAGAUUCGAGUAAGGUGGCGAUUCGCCUCUCACCAUAUGGCAUCACCUUUGCCUGUACGGAUUCGAAUCCGCUGGAAGCGUAUGGCUACGUGAUCCGUAAGUUGAAUGAGUUCGACCUAGCCUACCUUCACCUAGUUGAGCCUUAUGGUUGGCACUUCACGGGGCCGUUGGUCCCGGAAGGAGGCAUUUCACCGGUGUUUCGUCCAAUGUACAAGAGUGUGAUCAUUGCAGCUGGUGGCUUUAACCGUGAGACUGCCAUCAAGAACGUCGAGGAAGGCUACGACGACAUCAUUGCCUUCGGACGAGACUUCAUCGGCACACCUGACAUUGUGGAGCGUCUCAAGGCCGACAAGCCUCUGAGUAAAUUCGACACCAAAACAUUCUAUCCGCGAGCGUGGACCGACCCGUUGAAGGUGGGAUAUACCGAUUAUCCAUUGUGGCAGGAGGACUCCUAGGAGGACUGGAGGAGUAAG
This is a messenger RNA of Phytophthora infestans T30-4, 933 nucleotides long. RefSeq names its product 12-oxophytodienoate reductase, putative. Lineage: Eukaryota; Oomycota; Peronosporomycetes; Peronosporales; Peronosporaceae. Bases 1 to 915 code for a protein of 304 amino acids. Gene Ontology annotation, molecular function: FMN binding; oxidoreductase activity. The transcript has 2 exons. The record is from RefSeq and is a predicted model, not a curated record.